UAAAACGGGUACUGCACGACGUAUGUAGUGUCCCUAUCAAGUCGCCAUAGAAAAUACCUCCGCUUUACGAGCCCCCAGCUUCACAAACUAAAACGACAUGGCGAAGUCUGGAAGCAACUUGACCGCCGUCUUGGAUGGCGCAAAUGAUCUGCGCAUGAUUGAUGCUCCUAUCCCGGAGCCGAAAUAUGGAGAGGUCCAAUUGAAGCUGCUGAACUGUGGUAUCUGCGGUACUGAUGUUCACAUCUGGAAGCAUGGAGGUUUUGGAGGGAUGCCUCUCACAGAUCGGAUCGUUAUGGGCCACGAGUCCAGCUCCGUGAUCACCAAGGUGGGCGAGGGGGUCACUCAUCUCAAAGUGGGUGACCGUGUGGCGACAGAGCCUGGUGGCCCGUGUUUCCAGUGCAAGAAGUGCAAGGCCGGCCGCUACAACCUGUGUCCGGUCAUGCAGGUGAUAAUCCCCAAGUACUGCGGCAAUCUCACCCGAUACGCAAUACACGGGGCGGACCUCUGCUUCAAACUGCCCGACAACAUCAGCGAUGAGGAGGGCGCAAUCAUUGAACCCCUGGCUGUGACAGUGUAUGCUUGUAAGAGAGCCAACAUUGGGAUGGGGGACACCGUGCUGAUAUGUGGGUCAGGGUCAAUUGGACUUCUGUGUCUGGUGACCGUGUUGGCGAGAGGUGCCACGACAGUUCUGGUGACAGAUAUCGCCGAUGAAAAGCUGAAGGUUGCGAAGCAGGCUGGAGCGACGUAUACUUUGAACGUCAGGGGUAUGUCCCCCAAGGAAGCUGCUGCCGCCAUUGAAGAUGUUCUGGGAGGACCAGCUGAUGUCUCCAUGGAAUGCACUGGCGUACCCUCCUGUGUCAGCACCGCCAUCUAUGCGACGACACGCGGUGGCAACGUCACCAUGGUUGGGAUGGGUGACCUCGUUCAGGAGGUGCCCCUGGGCACAGCUGCGAUGAAGGAAGUGGACAUCAGAGGAAUCCUGAGAUACUGCCAUGAUGAUUUCUCUACUGCGGUGUCUCUGGUUGCCAGUGGGAAGGUGAACGUAAAGCCUCUCAUCACCCACCGAUUCCCACUGGAGAAGACUCUUGAAGCCCUGCAGACAACGGCGAGCGGGGUAGCCGUCAAGGUGAUGGUCCGCUGUGCCGAGAACUGAAGCGGACAUCUGAGACAGUGUCCCACUUCUAUAUACCCUGGAAAUCCAGCGCUGCUAAAUUUAAAUUUGAAAAUCUUUUAAAUGCUGUACUACGACUGUUUCAUUUUAUUUUAUCCAAGAACUCUAUCACUGUUGCAUUAAUAUACUGAAACAUCCUAUAGUUCAGUACCCUGUUUCACCAGUACAGUAUUUCAACUCUUUAUAUCCAAGACAUGUCACUGCUGCUUCUUCAAUACUAAAAUUCAUUGUACUUGCGUUCAAACGUCUGUUGUUAUAGGAGCUUCACCCUAGUUAGUUAGGUUCCGUUGUACAGAACUGUCACAAUUCAGCAGUCAAAUGGGAGUUACGGUCACCUUGUACAGAACUGUCACAAGUCAGCAGUCAAAUGGGAGUUACCAUCAACUUGUACAGAACUGUCACAAGUCAGCAGUCAAAUGGGAGUUACCAUCACCUUGUACAGAACUGUCACAAGUCAGCAGUCAAAUGGGAGUUACCGUCACCUUAGCGCCAAGAUCCCAUGUACAACGGUUCUUUAUAUCACAACAAAACACAAGAUCAUAAUGUUUACAUUGUUUUUAAUUUUGUAUGAGCAUUGUAUUAAAAAUAAGUACAUACAUA
Haliotis rubra (blacklip abalone) is the source of this 1771-nucleotide messenger RNA. RefSeq names its product sorbitol dehydrogenase-like. Lineage: Eukaryota; Metazoa; Mollusca; Gastropoda; Lepetellida; Haliotidae. Gene Ontology annotation, biological process: D-sorbitol catabolic process. Bases 98 to 1153 code for a protein of 351 amino acids. The record is from RefSeq and is a predicted model, not a curated record. Gene Ontology annotation, molecular function: L-iditol 2-dehydrogenase (NAD+) activity. The transcript has 9 exons.